Fukomys damarensis (Damara mole-rat) is the source of this 315-nucleotide messenger RNA. RefSeq names its product TRAF family member-associated NF-kappa-B activator-like. The coding region runs from base 1 to 315 and encodes 104 amino acids. Gene Ontology annotation, biological process: canonical NF-kappaB signal transduction. NCBI's taxonomy places the organism in Eukaryota, Metazoa, Chordata, Mammalia, Rodentia, Bathyergidae. The transcript has a single exon. The record is from RefSeq and is a predicted model, not a curated record.
AUGGAUAAAAACAUUGGUGAGCAACUCCAUAAAGUGUGUGAAGCCUACCCAAAGGCAUGCAUGGAGGGAGAUACUGCAGUAAAAGAAUUACAGCAAAAGACUGAAAACUAUGAGCAGAGAAUACGUGAGCAACAGGAACAGCUAGCUGUCACUUUUACUGACAAGCUGAAAUCGAAGUUACUUCUGAUGAAUUCCAGUCAAGAUAAGAGUUACAGCUAUGGUCCUCUGCUUGACGAUGGUGAAACAAGGAAAAAUGUUCUGGCUCUUGGUCGGCCACGUGAUAAAGUGAAAUCAGGGAUACCAAAAGAAGAAUAA